UCGCAGAAUUAUCGCCAAGCUAAACACGCUUCCCGUAUUAUUAACAAAAAUGUUAAAUCGCCUUCUCGGAUGGUUUUACCCAUCGUACCAUAAUUAUGACCCGAGAACUGUCGAGUGGUUUUUAAUGUCGGGACCAGGGCCUGUGAUAAUUAUACUGGCGAUGUACCUGUAUAUCUGCACUUCAGGCCGAAGAUUCAUGAGAGACAAGCCACCCUACACGUUGCGCAAAACUAUGAUUGUGCACAACUUGAUUCAAGUCUUUUUCAACAUUUAUUUAAUCCGAGAGGGCUUAAUGACAGGCUGGCUUCACAAUUACAGCUACUCGUGUCAACCAUUCGUUUAUUCGGAAAGCCCGUUGGAUAUUCGGAUCGCGAGAAGCGUACACCUGUACUUCAUUUGCAAGAUCAUUCAACUUUUAGAUACGGUAUUCGUCGUACUCCGCAAGAAGGAACGUCAAUUAUCUUUAUUUCAUGUUUGUUACCACUUUACAGCGGUGACUUAUUCAUGGAUUGUAGUCCGUUACAUGGCUGGUGGUCAUUCAACGUUUAUCGGAAUAUUGAACUGUUUUGUUCAGACAUUUGUAUACAGCUAUUACUUACUCGCUGCAAUUGGGCCGAAAGUACAGAAGUACCUAGUGUGGAAAAAGUAUCUGACUGCACUACAAAUCGUACGAUUUGUUAUUGCAGAUUUACACAGUAUACAAGUGUUCUUCAUCGACUGUACCGUUUCAAAGUCAACAGCUCUGACCACAAUAGUGAUCAGCACUACUUUUACGUACAUGCUCGCAUCCUUUUAUGUCCAAAAUUACCAUAAAAGUAACGUUAAUAACGUGGCGUGCGUAGGUGUCUCAAAAAAUAAUUCCACCAAUCUGAAAUCUAAUAAAAAAGAUUUUAAACUUCAAAGUAUCCCUGGACAGUGUGAUUAAGUUGCAUGCUAUAUCAAUUGAAAGUACGGAUGGUUGAGGGUCGUAACUUAAGGAAUCCUCACGUCAAAUUGGGCUAUGGUGUUGUAAUCGAAUAUCCUAAAUCGAUACCACGGUAACAUGAAGUUGUUUUAUACUGUCUAUACCUGUUCUAUGUUAAAUUAAUAAAGUUACAAUGUUCAUGGUUUUAA
Molecule: messenger RNA, 1113 nt
Organism: Neodiprion fabricii
Lineage: Eukaryota; Metazoa; Arthropoda; Insecta; Hymenoptera; Diprionidae
Product: elongation of very long chain fatty acids protein-like
Exons: 4
Coding region: 50-925 (291 amino acids)
Biological process (GO): very long-chain fatty acid biosynthetic process; fatty acid elongation, monounsaturated fatty acid; fatty acid elongation, polyunsaturated fatty acid
Cellular component (GO): endoplasmic reticulum membrane
Molecular function (GO): fatty acid elongase activity
Source: RefSeq, a predicted model, not a curated record